AUGGCGCGGCCGGAGCAUCCCAAAUCGAGAGACCAGCAAGCUAGCCGGAUCUCGCGAUCGGAGACAUGCGAUGACAAGGCGGCGUUUCACAAACCCGUAGACGAGAGCGACCAGCAGGACCAAGGAGCGCCGGUGGCGCAGCGCGCGGUGCCGCUGGCAGAACUGCUGCUAGACUACAGGCUGUAUGCGUUCUCGAGCGAGGACUCGUACCAGAACUUCAAGAAGAACGGCCGCGACGCGUACCACAGCCUGCUACUGGCCAGCGAAGGGCGCGAGAUCCUGGGCUACCCGCUGUUCCGGGCAGAGAGCGGGCGCACGUUCCUGAACUUCUUCAGACGCGACGCACCUGUGCUGCAGAUAUACAAGCACGUGGUGCUGCCCUUCAGCGCGGAGCCGCCGGGGCCAGAGGCGCGGCUGGUCGCGCUGGCCGGCGACCGCUCGCUGUACCGCGUGCCCUUCUGCUCCGUGUUCUCGCAGCAGCGCUUUCUGUCGGCCAUCUCGGAGUACACGCUUGUGUUCCAGCGGGGCGGGGAACCCACGUACGUCAGGAUGCGCCGCAAGUGGACAAGCCAGAUCUACGAUACGGUCUUCGACGGGAUGCACAUGCGCUGGCACCACCGGAGACUUUUCAGCCUGCUCGGUGGGUUGUCGCGCAAGCUGGUCGUUCUGCGGGAGGACAUGCCGAGCCUUUUUGCGGAGAUGGACGACCAGUGCUUCAGCAGCCACCUGUCCGAGAAAGAGAUAUCAGAACUUUCCGUCCUGGCAGAAUACACGGCAAAGAGUGCCAGGUUACUCCCGUCCAGGGUGGCGCGCGUGGGCGAGCUAGUGGUUGCCGACACAAGUACCGUACAACCCUCCGACUUUAACCAAGUUCCAUGGAAUCUGGAGGUGAUUAUUUGCAUGAAUCUUUUGAUAACAUUUCUAGAGAAGCAGAAGCUGGCGGACUCGCGACGUCGUGCUAGAAACAAUAGCAUCCACACCAUGUUUUAA
Molecule: messenger RNA, 990 nt
Organism: Eremothecium gossypii ATCC 10895
Lineage: Eukaryota; Fungi; Ascomycota; Saccharomycetes; Saccharomycetales; Saccharomycetaceae
Exons: 1
Coding region: 1-990 (329 amino acids)
Source: RefSeq, marked provisional